GCAGUUCCUGGUGGUACGGCCCUACGGCUCGCCGCUCCCGGGGGUGGCCGAGCGGAAACCCGCCUCCAGCCGCCCGGCAGCUAGGAGAAAGCCCCGGCCAGGGCGGGGGGAGAUGCGCCUCACCCUUGCCAACAACGGCAAGCCGCGGCCAUCCUUAAUUACCAAUUAGCUCGUCCCCAGUCAUCCCCGGCAAGCACUGUCCCAUGCACGCUGACCCGCCGCCGGCAGCUCGCUAGCCGGCAGCCGACGGCUCUUCCCGCGGUGCUGGCGUGCGGGUCGCUUAAGCCAUGGGGAAUGGGAUGAACAAGAUUCUGCCUGGCUUGUUCAUUGGCAACUUUAAAGAUGCCCGAGAUGUAGAGCAACUGAGUAAGAAUAACAUUACGCACAUUCUUUCAAUCCACGACAGUGCCCGUCCUAUGCUUGAGGGAGUGAAGUAUCUGUGCAUUCCUGCUGCUGACUCACCCUCGCAGAACUUGGCAAGGCAUUUCAGAGAGAGCAUCAAAUUUAUCCAUGAGUGCCGGCUUACAGGUGAAGGCUGCCUAGUUCAUUGCCUUGCAGGUGUCUCCAGGAGCGUAACACUGGUGGUCGCCUACAUCAUGACCAUCACAGACUUUGGUUGGGAAGAUGCACUGUCUGUUGUCCGUGCAGCGAGAUCCUGUGCCAAUCCUAACAUGGGCUUCCAGAGGCAGCUACAGGACUUCGAAAAACAUGAUGUUGAUCAGUUCAGGCAGUGGCUGAAAGAAGAAUAUGGGGAAAACUCUUCUCAGGAUCUGCAAGAAGCCAAAAAUCUUCUGAGCAAAUAUAAAGAGCAGGCAGAGUUGCAGCAGAAUACUGGUGGAAGACAGUGGAAUAACAACUUCUCAUCUGUGCCAUCUCUCUCAUACAGCAACUAUACAACAGAGACCUAAUCGUAGGAGGUUGAUUUUUGUUUUUCUUUCUACCUUUGAAAAACAUCUUGCCAUAAUUUCCAUCCCAUCUUCAAGACUCUCAGCAGUAAUCAUGCAAACAGUUGAUUUGUGGAAAGCUUCUGGAUGAAAAUACUACAUUGUGUGUGUGUAUGAGUGUGUUUGACACAGUUUUAUAAUUUUGGCAGGAUCAAGCUCUGUGUAUGCCCAGAGACACGAUCCAAUUACUGUGGCCAAGCCAGUGUGUCAGCCAGCCACAGCUAUUAUUCCCUUAUGCCCACAUUGCCUGGCAUUUGCUGUGAGGUCAGCUCAACUCCUUUCGUUGUAGGCUAGCAAAGGGCUCCGAGAGAUGAAGUCUGGUGAUUCAGGCUGUGGCAGUUUGACAUCUCUGUGCUAUUAAUGUGGCAAAGAUGUUAUUGCAGCUGAAGAAGGGAACUCAAGUCUGCAUCUCUGCUGCUCCUGUUCACAGUUCAUUGGCAAGUCAUACCGUGGAGGUGGGCUUGAACUUGAAUGCUAGGCUGUAAACUGGAGCAGGUGAGAUUUGGGCACAUGUACCUUUCUACCAACAGUAGCAUCUAGGAGAGAAGUGGGACAGACAGCUCUGAGUAAUAACAUCUUCAACUGCCACAGUUGCACUUGCUUCAGUGCACGUGAGACAGAGCUGUCGGUAGAACUGCCACAGACCAAAAGCACUGAGACUGUUACCACAGCUCAACUGAUGUGCAGUGAUUUAAGCUGUGGUCCCUUGAUUGUGCAUCUGGUCUCCCAACAUAAGCUUCUUUGGAGAAUCAUUUAUCAGGUCUCCAGCGCCGCUGAACUUCAUUCCCCGUGGAACACGUGCCUCUUCAACACAUGCCCCUGCGCACAUGCUAACGUGUCUCCAAAGAGUGGGCUCGGUGUGAGUGCGAGCACCUGUUUCUUUGCUUGUGCUGUGGUUUGCUCUUUGACUUCAGCUACCUCAAAAAUGCUGUUCUUGUCAUUGUGGUUGUAAAUGCAACCUUGAAAAUUGCCUUGUGUAAUCUUAAUCUGACACUGAGUGAAGUAAGUGGAGGGGGGGGUGUGUGUGUGAGAGAGUGUGCGCAUGUAUAUUUCACAAUGUCUGUAUUUGAGAAGUUUAUUGUUUUCUUGCCCCUAUUUCUCACUGGUUUAAAAAUUGAGUUGUUUGAAUUUAACUUUCUGCCAUUUUACAACCACUAUAUAUUUUGCUGUGGUCAGAUUUGUAGGAAUGCAUUUGUAAAAUACAUUUUAAACUAGGUUAAAACUAGGGGCCAUACUCUGCUCUUGAUAACUGUGUGUGUUUCUGGAAUGGAGCCGUUGCCUGACUCAAGUGUAUUCGAAGAGUGUGACUUCAAAUAUGUCACCAGGGAUGUUGGGCAGUGUAUUGAUUUCUGAUAGUGUAACGGGGGGUGGCACUGAUGCCAAGAUCAUGGUUUCUUGUCUUUGACUCAGAGGGUGAAAGGCCUAUUUUUCUUGAAGAUCCAGAAAAUAAAAAAUACCUCCCAAACAGCCAGGAUAUUUCAUAAAGAGAAACAAAACCAAACCCCUCAUUUGUUUAAAUGUGGUCUAUAUCAUAGAAAAAGCUGAGCACUGAGUGAGAGGCAGUCAACAUACUAAAUAGACUGUUGUCUCUCUCAAUUUCUUUGGUAUUCUGACCUCCCAUUCCUUUAAAAAAUCCCUCUUCAUGUGAUUUCCUGCUUGCUUUGGUGGCAGUGAAUUCUUUGGAUGGGAGCAAGGCUUUUGGGGUCAAGUGACCUCUGGCUGUUAAAUUAUCUGUUGUUAGAUACCUUCCAAAAAUAUCUGUCAUGGUUCGGGAAAUAAAAAAGGGAAUGGCGUGGAACUGGCCUGACCAUUUCAUCUGAGUCCAAGCCUUCAUCAGGGUUCUCAUUGCACCAAGUGCUUUAGGUGUACUGAACACAGCGAGAGCAGGAUAAUCAUGUCCGUGUUGCAGUAAGAGAUGCUGUUGGAUUUGGGAAAGGUGCUGGAAUUUACUUUGUUUUCAAGCUUGUAGCUAAAUGAACCACUACCUAUUUGGGAUAUCUGGCAACUGUUCUGUGUUUGCCUGGUAACAGAAGUAUUUGGCUUUUCUGAAAGAUGUUGAUCUGCCAAUAAUUGGCUGUUUAGGAAUUCCAGCACAGCAGUGGCCACGUUGGCAGUUGCCUCUGAGAGUGGAUGUGGUAACUGGAAAACACUUCCCUUGGUGACGGGGUCUGAACACGUGUUCAGGAUGCUGGUCCAUUUGUUCAGCCCUCUACUCACAGUAGGAUAUGUAGUGCAACUUCAGCCCGUCCACAAAGGGCGGGUUUGUCAAAAGCAUUCUGCCUACGCUCUUGCAGGUAUCCAGUCAGUCCAUCCUGUAGCUGACUGCCAACUAUAUGUAGGCCAUAACAUUCCUGGCAUUCCCGUCCUUGCGGCAGUAACCAUGUGAGUGCUGGUAAGUUGGCAAUUACUUUUUUCUAUUCUGACAAAUACAAGGCAGAAUGGGAUACACCUGUUAAUGUUCAUGUGUUCAAGAUCAUUUUGUACUGAUUUUUUUAAUAGUUUGGUUGUCCCCAAAGUGUCAGUCACAGAAAUUUUUUUUUUUGAGAACUGAGCUUGGCUUUAGUGCCAUAUAGCCGCAUCCAUGUGCAUUAUGCUGCAACUGGAAAGCAGAUACAGGGUAAAGCAGGAAGACGGGGGGAGUGCCAUAUUGUUAGCAAGUGCUUCUCUCCUUUUUUUAAGACAGAAGAGGUAUUUUCUGUAGCAUCUUCAUUCUACAUCUUGCUUAGUGGGCUGUGCGUACUGCAUACUACAUCUAAGAGUGGUAAAAGAGCAGCAGCAAACUAAGAAAACUUGAAUUUGGUUUGCCCAUGUAGGAAGCAGAAUGAUAGCAUUUACUCCUUUAUUACCACAAGGUGCAUAAGAGAGAGUAGUUACAGUUCUCACCUUUGGCUUUCUAGAAAGGGAGAGGAGCUAACACAGACUGAGAAAGUGACGUGAUUUGUCUUCCAACCAGCCUUCCAGUGGCAGUUUGUAGGACUUUCCAGCUAUCUGGAACAUGACCAGACCCCAGUCCACCUCUCAGUAGCUGGCCUUUAUAGUGUAGAUGAUGCAUUCAGUUAUUCUGUUUCUGUAUUUCAAAACAUUGUCCUCAGUUUGAUGUUCACUGGAAAAUGUAUAAAGUUUAUAACACCCUAUUGGAUAUCCAGAUUUGAAAUGUAUAAUCGACUUUUUUGGGGGGGUAAACUUGAUAUCCAUGUGCGAUUAUAAGCAAAUGUUUAGUGUUAUACAAUGUAGGUAAUGGGUAAAUGCAUUAGUAUUUAUUACCCUGGUUUUUAACCUGGAAAGAGUUGCUUCCUUACGUUUUGUGGUUGAGUGGGAAGAUAUGGCAAAUCAUAUCUCUGUUUUUUUUAAAAGGACAGUAAUAACAUUGGUUGCUAUAAUGGUCACUGCCUAUAAAGAAGUCAGUGAAAAAUUAUAGUAAUUACUUCAGCUAGUUUAAAAACUCUAAACCUGGUAAGCUUCUUGAUUCUCUGUCUUCCUCUUCCUGGGCAUCUUAGCGAAGCCUUGAUUGCUUUUUCCAAAUGUUUGUAUUUAAUACGUUCUACAAUUUUUUUAUAAAUAAAAGUAAAUGUUAACACCU
Molecule: messenger RNA, 4524 nt
Organism: Grus americana (Whooping crane)
Lineage: Eukaryota; Metazoa; Chordata; Aves; Gruiformes; Gruidae
Gene: DUSP22
Product: dual specificity phosphatase 22
Exons: 7
Coding region: 288-908 (206 amino acids)
Biological process (GO): regulation of cell population proliferation; positive regulation of JNK cascade; protein dephosphorylation
Cellular component (GO): cytosol
Molecular function (GO): protein tyrosine/serine/threonine phosphatase activity
Source: RefSeq, a predicted model, not a curated record